This is a messenger RNA of Anguilla rostrata (American eel), 1003 nucleotides long. It is a transcript of the gene ifi30b, whose product is annotated as IFI30 lysosomal thiol reductase b. The transcript has 7 exons. Gene Ontology annotation, molecular function: oxidoreductase activity, acting on a sulfur group of donors, disulfide as acceptor. NCBI's taxonomy places the organism in Eukaryota, Metazoa, Chordata, Actinopteri, Anguilliformes, Anguillidae. The record is from RefSeq and is a predicted model, not a curated record. Gene Ontology annotation, cellular component: lysosome. Bases 107 to 889 code for a protein of 260 amino acids.
AAAUGGCCAUUGGAAGGGAGGAGUUAAGUGCAACAGAAAGCAUAUAAGUGUGACUGAGACCGAACAAAAAAACAGUGACCUUUUGCUACGCAGUGAGGAGCUAAAUAUGAGGGUCCUGGCAUUCUUUGUGUUUCUUGUUUUAUGCAUGACUUUAGAAAAAUGCUUCUGCAAGAAGAAACCCAGACCCAAACCGUCUUGCGGAUAUCCACCAUCGCAGUGGUGCAAGACUCUGGAAAUAGCCAUGGAAUGCAAGGUUCUGAAGCAGUGUAUGGAGCUGAAUGCUACACGGCCAGAUCCUGCUGUCCCCAAUGUGACGGUUGGGUUGUACUAUGAGAGCUUGUGUCCUGGCUGCAGGGGUUUCCUGGUGGAGCAGCUCUUUCCCACUUGGGUCAUGCUGGCCGACAUCAUGGAUGUCCAGCUGGUGCCUUAUGGCAACGCCCAGGAGACCGAGCACCUGGGAAAGUAUGAGUUCCACUGUCAACAUGGAGAUCCAGAGUGUCUGGGUAACAUGAUCGAAACCUGCAUUAUGAAACUGGUUGGAGACAUGGCGUUCCUCGUCAUUUUCUGCAUGGAGGCCUCCGCUGAUGUCUUGACUGCAGCCCAACCUUGUGUACAGCUGUAUGCUCCUUCCGUGAAGUGGGAGACCAUCAUGACCUGUGUGAAGGGAGACCAGGGGAACCAACUCAUGCAUGAUAAUGCACAGAAGACAAAAGCGCUUAAUCCACCCCAUUCUUACGUGCCCUGGGUGACCAUCAAUGGGGAGCACACGGAGGAAUUGGAAGACAAGGCGCUGUCAUCUCUCUUCGUCCUGGUCUGUAGCUUGUACACGGGUGGCAAACCCCCAGCCUGCACUGGAGCGCAGAAGAAACUUGACAGGAGUUUCUGCUAAAACACCUUUGGCAUAUAUACGUGUGUCUCCUAUGGCAUCCUAAUGUCUGUAUGGAACAAUAAUGCAAAUUUGUACUACCUUGCCUUUUUACUAAAAUCAUAUUUCUUAAGUAAA